Molecule: messenger RNA, 1251 nt
Organism: Spathaspora passalidarum NRRL Y-27907
Lineage: Eukaryota; Fungi; Ascomycota; Pichiomycetes; Serinales; Debaryomycetaceae
Product: origin recognition complex subunit 6
Exons: 1
Coding region: 24-1148 (374 amino acids)
Biological process (GO): DNA replication
Cellular component (GO): nuclear origin of replication recognition complex
Molecular function (GO): DNA binding
Source: RefSeq, a predicted model, not a curated record
AAAACGCGCCAAUACAAAUAUCAAUGAGCACAAUUCAGCUAAAAAGAUCGCUUCGUGAUGUCCUACCUACGUAUCAAGGAGAGUUUCCUCCAAAAUUACUAGACUAUAUAGCAUCAUUGUACCAAUUGAGUUUACGAAAACAAGGUGUACUACCCAAUAAAGCAGAGAUAGCAAGAUAUCACCUAUGUGCAUACCUGGUUGCUGAAAAGUACCAAGAAAAGUUUGAUCUCCCAUCUCCUCAGAUAACCAGAAUCCCAAUACAACCGAAACUAGUAGGCAAGCUUCUAGACGACUUCAGAGAGUUUAUAGAUCAAGUUUCUGCUGCUAGUUCUCCCAAUACCAGCCCUCGAAAGAGAAGAGCUGAUGUCGAAGAUCCAGUUACUCCUACCAAAGGUCUGAAGGUUGUUCCUGGUCAGUUUACAAAAAGUGCACCUAAAGUCGGAUCUCCAUUAAAGAGAUUGCAACAGUUACAAAAAGAAGAUACGCCUGGUUCCAAGAAACAAAAGACUGGUGUUCUUAAAGAUAUUGAAUCGCCAUUUAACCAAAAGACCACCAGCCCCCUGAAAUCACCAUUUAAUAAAAAGAACAAUCGUGAAGGCAGUCCCCUGUCACCACAUGUAUACAAGUAUGACAAGAAAAACGUUCUGAUUCUGGACUUCAUCACAUUUUGCAAUAACUUUUAUAUCCCAGCACAAACAUCAGCAAAAAUGACAGAAACAUUCCUCAUGCAUAAACACAAAUUUGUCAAGAAAUCAGAAUGGUUGCUUGCAGCUGCAAUGGUACGUACGGCAUAUAUCCGGAUCAACCACAAGCUACUCUCUUCUAAAGUAGGUGAAGAACAAAAGUUCUUGGAUUUGCUAUUCCAAUACCAAAAGGGUGGACUAAUGAGAUGGAAUUUGGCGCUUUGGUAUGAUAUCGUUGAUGACUGGAUGAAAGACGAACAAUGGCUUAUUGACAUUGAAAAACAGUUUAUGUAUGGAACUGAGACCUCGCAAGAAAUGAAGGUUGUGACUGAACGGAGAGCAAGAAUUGGCGAAGGUUGGGAUUUAAUGGAACGAUUAGGAGCAAUGCUCCAUGGAGACGUUUUGUACGAGAGUAAGCCACAACAGAAUUACUAUGACACUUGGUCGAGUAGCAUUCUUAAGUAAUAAAUAGAGACAGCCUGUAUAGAAAUUUUAAUGUAAUAUUUGCAGUAUUGUGCACUGCGCGUUUGGUUCGUGUAACCGAAAAUGGAAACCCAUCACGAACCUU